Boeremia exigua is the source of this 1529-nucleotide messenger RNA. Its product is annotated as Phosphotyrosyl phosphate activator protein-domain-containing protein. The transcript has a single exon. The record is from RefSeq and is a predicted model, not a curated record. Gene Ontology annotation, biological process: mitotic spindle organization. Gene Ontology annotation, molecular function: peptidyl-prolyl cis-trans isomerase activity; protein tyrosine phosphatase activator activity. Lineage: Eukaryota; Fungi; Ascomycota; Dothideomycetes; Pleosporales; Didymellaceae. The coding region runs from base 15 to 1529 and encodes 504 amino acids. Gene Ontology annotation, cellular component: nucleus; cytoplasm; protein phosphatase type 2A complex.
ACCACACCACCGCAAUGACACAACCCUCAACAACGCCCGCCCUCGCGGUCCUGGACCCAGCCGUCGGCCAUGACUUCCAGGCCCCGAAGAAGUGCAUCCACGACGGCGACGAUGUCACGUUUUUCUUGGCGUCACGCGCCUACGCCGACAUCAUGACCUUCAUCUUCCAGCUCAACACGGCCAUGAUCCCGCGGAGAGUGAAGCAAGAGCAAGGAACAGCCGUGGUCGAGCAAGAGCAAGGGACGUCAGUCAAGGAGUGGACGCUGCAGGACCCGGACGUGGUGCUGCCGCCCGUGGUGCAGGGUCUGGUGAAGCUGCUCGAGGCACUGACAGCCAUCAUCGACGAGGCGCCCCCCGACCCCGGCCCCCGCCGCUUCGGCAACGUGAGCUUCAGGACCUGGCACGAGAUCGUGCGCGCACGCACCCCCGCGCUGCUCGCCGCUCAUCUCCCCCCCGCCGUCUUGGCGUGGAAAUCCUCCUCCGGCACCCCCGCCCAGAGCGAGCUCGAAGCCUACUUCACCGGCAGCUUCGGCAGCGCGCAGCGCCUGGACUACGGCACGGGCCACGAACUCAGCUUCCUGGCCUUCCUGGGCUGCCUGUGGAAGCUCGCGGCCUUCCCUGCAUCGUCCGACGGCGCCACCGAGCGCGCCCUCGUCCUCGGCGUCGUCGAGCCCUACCUCGCGCUCAUCCGCCGCCUGAUCCUAACCUACACUCUGGAACCCGCGGGCUCGCACGGCGUCUGGGGCCUCGACGACCACUCCUUCGCACCCUACAUCUUCGGCUCCGCGCAACUCUGCCCACCCAUCACAUCGCCCGCCGACAUCGCCGCCGAGGGAUCCCUCGCCUCCGCCCCGCCCCCCGCAGACGUCAGCCGCGCAGCCACCCAGCGCGAGCGCGCGCGCAACAUGUACUUCAGCGCGCUGGGCUUCAUCUACGACGUCAAAACGGGCCCGUUCUGGGAGCACAGCCCGAUCCUGUACGACGUGUCGGGCGUCAAGGCCGGGUGGGCCAAGAUCAACAAGGGCAUGAUCAAGAUGUAUAAUGCGGAGGUGCUGGCCAAGUUCCCCGUCGUGCAGCACUUCCCGUUUGGCUCGCUGUUCGAGUGGGCGCGCGAUCCGGCCGCGGUGGGGAUCAGGGAGAGCGUGCAUACCGCGGCGCAGCCGAAGGCGGUGGCGGAGGCGAUGGCGCCGUUGACGGUGAGGCAGACGGGGCCGAGGGAGGGCAAGGCGGGGGCGGGGGUGGGUGGGGUGGGAGCGAGUGCGGCACCGAUGACAGCAGCCCCGUGGGCGGCGGGAGCAGGGAGCGCGAUGCCAACAACAGCAGCCCCGUGGGCAACAGCCUCUCGAGCCCCGCCACCGCCAUCAACACGCAUGCCGCCCCCCGGCGCAGGCACGGUGGCGCCGUGGGCACGGGGGGGUGCGAGUACAGGUGCAGCGGGUGCGGGGAGUACCCAGCUCGAGCCUGAGCCCGAGCCGGGGGCGGGGGCGGGGGCGGGCACGCGGGCGCCGUGGGCGGAGCGGAAGGGGUAG